CUGAUUCUCCCCCUGAAUCCUCGUCUUUCCUUCUAAUACUGCGAAUGAUAUCUUAUGUUUCGCUUUUCACUCCCUUAAAAUUCAUGAAUGAACUUGCCGUCCAUUGACUCGGCUCAGCCCCAUUCUACUCUAUGUUUUAUUCGUCACUCAAUAUAUAUACCAUAUACACGACCUACAAGUGUCCACGCUACUGACCUCGUUGCCAUCGACGCCGGCAUUCUUCCCCUUGUCACCAUCUUAAAGUACCAAACUUCUUGCCGACUCUUCCUCACCACACGGGAUGUUUGGAAACGGCCAGGCUGGUCAGCGCCUCCCGGCGAUGGCCUCACCACCACACGAUUCGUAUUACUCACAGUCAUUAGCAUCUAGUCGAUCAAGAAAUAACUCAGAUGCCAUGGAUAUCUACGCCAUUACAGACCGAGACCCCCAAGCACGAGAACCCUCUGGUUAUAGCCAGUGGUACCGUAAUGGUUCUCCAAGUGUGAAUUCCAUUAAUAGCAAGAGUUCUGAAAACAAGCCUGUCUAUGAAGAAAACGGACGAAUGUAUCAUGCGUACCGCAAAGGGGUAUAUAUGUUACCAUGCGAUGAGCAGGAGCAAGAUCGCCUUGAUAUCUUCCACAAAUUGUUCUCGGUGGCAAGGGUGUCGGAUGGCUUAAUGUACGCCCCGCAUCCCAGAAAUGGCCGAUUCUUAGACUUGGGCUGCGGGACCGGGAUAUGGGCAAUUGAUGUUGCCAACAAAUAUCCAGACGCUUUCGUUGUUGGGGUCGACCUUGCUCCCAUACAGCCCCCAAAUCACCCAAAGAAUUGCGAAUUCUACGCCCCGUUCGACUUCGAGAGUCCUUGGGCGAUGGGUGAGGACUCUUGGGACCUGAUUCACCUGCAGAUGGGAUGUGGAAGUGUGAUGGGGUGGCCGAACCUGUACCGGAGAAUAUUCGCUCACCUUCGACCUGGGGCUUGGUUUGAACAGGUGGAGAUCGAUUUUGAACCGCGUUGCGAUGAUCGUCCUCUCGAGGGAUUAGCUAUUCGACAGUGGUACCAACUUCUAAAGCAAGCUACACAAGAUGCGAUGCGACCUAUUACCCACAAUUCUCGUGACACAAUCCGAGAUCUGCAGGAAGCGGGUUUUACUGAUAUCGAUCAUCAAAUGGUGGGGUUGCCCCUUAACCCAUGGCAUCAAGAUGAGCACGAAAGAAAAGUUGCUCGCUGGUACAAUUUGGCUGUCUCGGAGAGUAUUGAAUCACUCAGUAUGGCGCCCUUCAGUCGUGUGUUUGGUUGGGACUUGGACCGAAUCCGGCGCAUUUCAUCAGAAGUCAAGUCGGAGGCAUUCAACAAAGAACUACACGCCUAUAAUAUUCUUCAUAUAUACCAAGCACGGAAGCCUUCUGCGAAUUGAUUCUUUCUACCGACGUGCGCACGAUGGACCAUCCAAAAAUGCACCAGCAGCGUUACUAGUGCCCAGGCUCCGAGUUAUGGAAGGGCGAAAUCACCGUUCACGCAAUUUCCUAUCUGCUCUUCUCAUGAGUCCUCUUUAUAUG
Aspergillus pseudonomiae is the source of this 1535-nucleotide messenger RNA. Its product is annotated as class I SAM-dependent methyltransferase. The coding region runs from base 281 to 1393 and encodes 370 amino acids. The record is from RefSeq and is a predicted model, not a curated record. Lineage: Eukaryota; Fungi; Ascomycota; Eurotiomycetes; Eurotiales; Aspergillaceae. Gene Ontology annotation, molecular function: methyltransferase activity. The transcript is spliced from 2 exons.